This is a messenger RNA of Jaculus jaculus (lesser Egyptian jerboa), 936 nucleotides long. RefSeq names its product putative olfactory receptor 10D4. The transcript has a single exon. The record is from RefSeq and is a predicted model, not a curated record. Gene Ontology annotation, cellular component: membrane. Gene Ontology annotation, biological process: G protein-coupled receptor signaling pathway. NCBI's taxonomy places the organism in Eukaryota, Metazoa, Chordata, Mammalia, Rodentia, Dipodidae. The coding region runs from base 1 to 936 and encodes 311 amino acids. Gene Ontology annotation, molecular function: G protein-coupled receptor activity; olfactory receptor activity.
AUGAGAAACCGCACCACGGUGACUGAAUUCAGCCUGCUGGGCAUCCCUGAGACAGAGGGCCUGGAGAAGGCUCUUCUCUGUCUCUUCUCCAUGCUGUAUGCAUGUGCCCUCCUGGGAAAUGGGCUCAUUCUCACUGCUGUCUUUUCCUCCCCACGGCUCCACACUCCCAUGUACUUUUUCUUGGGAAAUCUGUCCAUCUUCGACCUGGGUUUCUCUUCCACAACUGUUCCCAAGAUGUUGUCAUACCUCUCAGGGCAGAGUAGAGGGAUCUCUUUUCAGGGCUGUGUUGCCCAGCUCUUCUUCUACCAUUGUCUGGGCUGCACUGAGUGCUUUCUGUACACUGUGAUGGCCUAUGACCGCUUUGUUGCCAUAUGCUUCCCCUUGAGAUACACAGUCAUCAUGAACCACAAAGUGUGCUCUGUCUUAGCCACUGGAACCUGGAUGGGUGGCUGUGUGCAUGCUGUUAUCCUAACCUCCCUCACCUUUCAGUUGCCCUACUGUGGCCACAGUGAGGUAGACUAUUACUUCUGUGAUAUUCCUGCAGUGUUACCUCUAGCCUGUGAGGAUACGUCUCUAGCACAAAGGGUAGGUUUUACAAAUGUUGGUCUUUUGUCUCUCAUUUGCUUUUCUCUCAUCCUUGUUUCCUACAUUCACAUUGGGAUCUCCAUUUCAAAAAUACGCUCCACAGAAGGCAGGCAGCGGGCAUUCUCCACCUGCAGUGCCCAUAUCACAGCCAUUGCUUGUGCUUAUGGGCCAGUCAUCAUCAUCUAUCUACAGCCUAGUCCCAGUCCAUUACUAGGUGCAAUUGUUCAGAUCUUGAACAAUCUUGUAACCCCCACGGUGAAUCCACUAAUCUAUAGCCUGAGGAAUAAGGAUGUAAAAUCAGCCCUAAGAAACAUAUUUCACAGGGGAAAUCUUACUCUGGAGACUAAAUGA